AUGUUCCUUAUCCAAAGCAUUAUUAUCGCUUGUUUGAGUUACAGACUCAAAAAAUUCCAAGAAAGGUAAGACUUUGGAUGGUGAAGAUGGUUAAGAAGCCCUUUAAUUUGUUUUGUGUGUUUGUUAGCUUUUUGAGACUUGGCCUCGCCUGCGUAACAGGCGCUUGCAAGUAAUAUGGGCACAAGAAAGAACAGCGCGCACUAUGGGAGAAGCGAGGGGGGAGGGAGUAUCUCGCGCCCCGUUCUCUCUCGCACCCAUACGAAGGAUGGCCUUGACCGUACACAGAUCGGAGUGUAAUAGCAUUCCCAUAAUUUAACCUUCUGAUCAACAGAAACGUCUCCUGCAUUUAUUUAUUCGCAAUUGAGACUCAUCGGAUAGCGCCAUGGUCUGGGAGCCAUCAACUUUGGAUAGUCGGUGGAAUCACAAUCGCAAAAGAAUCUGGGUGGGGUAGAAUUAGGGCUGAGAAUUCGGGACACUAUUAAGAAAAUUCUUUGAUACGUUUGAAAGCAAAUAUUUAGCCACUGAUACUCGAGGAAACACUUUUUACUGGCUAACAGUCAGAACAAGUUAAAGUCGGAUCAAUUUUGUAAAAACUUGGCGUCAACUACAAUGGUGAUAAUGGCAUCCGUUGUAGCAUUCUCUUCCCACCAAGUUCUCACAUUGCGUGACUUUUUGAUACGAGAAGAUUAAAAAUGUUUCUGAAAAGAAAUGUAUCAAAUACAAUACAAUACAAUAACUUUAUUUAAAGAGGGAAGCGCAAUAACCUAUUACAGUUUUCUAACCUACGGCCCUCGGAAAAUAAAUAAAUAGAUAAAUAAAUUUAGAAAACUAAAAACAAAUAAAUUUAUAAAUAUAUAUAUAUACACAAAAGAGACAAUAUUUAAAGUAGAAUAGGCUAUAGACACGUAAUGAAUAAUAUAUAAAUCGACGAAGGGGGGCAAAAUACUAAGUACUAAAUGAACAUGUAUACAUAUAUACAUAAAUAUAAAUCAAAAGACGUAAUAGUGGUUGUAGUAGGAAGUCCUAUGAAAAACAGUGACAUUGAAUAGAAUAGCGGCAAGUCGAGCACAGUAGAUCCUCCAAGUGCUCAGCCGAUGAUAGGCGUGAGAAAAACAGACUUCGUAAUUUAGACUUAAGAGAGGAGGGAAGAAAUUUAAAUAUCAGUGGAGAAGAAGAAAUGGAAAACUCUUUUAAGUCGGAACUGAGGUCAUUAAAAAGUUUAGUAGCAGUAUAGGCCAAGGUGCGUUUCCCAGAGUUGCUAUGUGGGCAUGGCACCUUUAAGUCGUAGAGAGAGGCUCUUGUAAAACGGCCCAAAGGCUCUUGUAAAGCGGUCAAAUGAAAUGUCAGUCUGCAUAACAGGCGUUUUAUUUAUUUAUUUAUAAAUUUUUUGCAGGCCAAUAGAAUGUAUAUGGUCUUAAAAUGUGAAAUUGCUUUUAUUUUCAGGGUAGAAUCAAUGAAUUCAUCCAUUGGAUCGUACAAAAACCAUGCGUUUAAUCCAUACUUCUCCACGAGUGAGUCAGGGAUCAGUGAGAUAGAAGACAUAACAUAUAUGCCG
Porites evermanni is the source of this 1555-nucleotide messenger RNA. NCBI's taxonomy places the organism in Eukaryota, Metazoa, Cnidaria, Anthozoa, Scleractinia, Poritidae. The record is from the annotation of a GenBank genome assembly.